AUGGAUUCGCCCCUGAACCUAACCCACUCUUCCCUCUCCACCCCCGCCCCUGGGGAGACCAACCACAGCAGCCUGGGCGCCUCCGAAGACUCGCGCCCCAGCGCCCUCCUCUCCGUCUUCGGCGUGCUGGUUCUGACCUUGCUGGGCUUCCUGGUGGCGGCAACGUUCUCCUGGAACCUGCUGGUGCUGGCCACCAUUCUCCGUGUGCGCACCUUCCAUCGCGUUCCGCACAACUUGGUGGCGUCCAUGGCCAUCUCGGACGUGCUGGUGGCCGCUCUGGUCAUGCCCCUGAGCCUGGUGCACGAGCUGUCCGGGCGGCGCUGGCAGCUGGGCAGGCGGCUGUGCCAGCUGUGGAUCGCCUGCGACGUGCUCUGCUGCACGGCCAGCAUCUGGAACGUGACGGCCAUCGCGCUGGACCGCUACUGGUCCAUCACCCGCCACCUGGGCUACACCCUGCGCACCCGCAGGCGCGUCUCCAACGUCAUGAUCGUGCUCACCUGGGCGCUGUCGGCCGUGAUCUCCCUGGCGCCGCUGCUCUUCGGCUGGGGGGAGACCUACUCCGAGGACAGCGAGGAGUGCCAGGUGAGCCGCGAGCCCUGCUACACCGUGUUCUCCACCGUGGGCGCCUUCUACCUGCCGCUCUGCGUCGUGCUCUUCGUGUACUGGAAGAUCUACAAGGCGGCCAGGUUCCGCGUGGGCCCCAGGGAGACCAGCAGCGCCUCGCCCAUAGCGGAGGCUGCCGAGGCAAAGGCCUCUACUCAGCAGCCUCAGAUGGUGUUCACGGUCCGCCACACCACCGUCACCUUCCAGACAGAAGGGGACACGUGGAGGGAACAGAAAGAGCAGAAAGCUGCCCUGAUGGUGGGCAUUCUCAUCGGGGUGUUUGCGCUCUGCUGGAUCCCCUUCUUCACCACGGAGCUCAUCAGCCCCCUGUGCUCCUGCGACAUCCCCGCCAUCUGGAAGAGCAUCUUCCUUUGGCUUGGCUACUCCAACUCCUUCUUUAACCCCCUGAUCUAUACAGCUUUCAACAAGAACUACAACAGCGCCUUCAAGAACUUCUUUUCUAAGCAACACUGAGCAUGAGGCCCGGGGAUGGGAAGGAGCGAUCCUGUAACCCAAUUCUACCUACUUCCCCAUAAAUACCCAGCGCCACAUGGAAGAGGCAAGUCCUUGGAGUUCUCUGGGGUCGUCUUCGGCACUAGCCCUCAUUUCCACGCUCCUAGGCAGGAAUGUGGGUCAUCACAGGCAGUUUUGGUGACCUUAUUGACCUAACUUACCUGUUAUUGCUCACUCUGCACCUCCCAGCCAUGGACUUUUCCCAUGAAGUGCCCUUUCCUCCCCCAAAUCCACUCCAGUGCGGACAUCGUCCUUGCCCCGGAGAAGUCAAACAAAGCAGAUGAGAGGGAGGAAAUGAAGCAACACGGACAGGUUGAGAAUGGAUAGGAAAUGAUGAAUUAAAAGUCAUUUUGGGCACAUCUGAAGGGUAGGAAAUCAUAAUUCCAAGUUUGGUGGAAUAGUCCUUAUUUUGAACAUUCCAUUCUAUGCUCCUAGUAAGGAUACCCUAGUACUUAUCAUGUACAUCCCAGUGUCUGGUCAUAAAAUAUUAUCUCUGAACAUAUUAAAGUAUAUAGCCACAGCUGCAAGAUGAGUGAAUAUUGGCUUUAAGGCUUUGUUUGUGGUAACAAUGUGUGUGUGCACACACACACAUACACACACACAGCUCUGGAGGAGGUGAAUGUUCCAUUUGGCCGGUUUAUUCUAAAAUUCAACCCAUCAAUUUGGAACAGGAGCUAGAAGUCAAAACAAAUAUCUCCCAGCAUUCUGAGGCAACUGUACACAAACGAUAGAAAAAUCGACUGGUUCUGCAAAAUCUGUCAAAUGUGCUUCUUUUUUAUGGGUUUUACUUGUAUAGAGUUUAUUCAGAUGUUGCAGAACAAGGACCUUUAUCCUGGGAUCAUGGGGUUAGAGGAUACUGGUCAUCACGAAGUUGGUGGCUUCUUAUAGCUUCAUAACCACGGACUGUGAAGGCGCAUUCACCAAACACAUACACUUUAAAGGGACAGUUGGUUAAUUUGCUAUUUUUUAUUGGUGUGGGAAUGCCCAUUAUGAGGGCAACACUAGUAACUAAUGAGAAAGGCAGAAAUAUGGUAAAAUGUGGCCUCGGUCCUCUGCAGAUUGACACCUCUGUAUAAGUGAGUCGAGACAAUUAAGUGAUGAUGCAGUGUUUCUAGGAUCAUAUAGAGCCUAGGCCAUUAUACAAAACUUCAGAAAGAUCUCGGGCAAUAAAACUGCCCGCGGUCCACACUGUCCCUGAUUCUUCGAAUGCAUGAAUUCAAAAACUGUAUCU
Molecule: messenger RNA, 2347 nt
Organism: Hyaena hyaena (striped hyena)
Lineage: Eukaryota; Metazoa; Chordata; Mammalia; Carnivora; Hyaenidae
Gene: HTR5A
Product: 5-hydroxytryptamine receptor 5A
Exons: 2
Coding region: 1-1077 (358 amino acids)
Biological process (GO): G protein-coupled receptor signaling pathway, coupled to cyclic nucleotide second messenger; chemical synaptic transmission
Cellular component (GO): plasma membrane; dendrite
Molecular function (GO): neurotransmitter receptor activity; G protein-coupled serotonin receptor activity
Source: RefSeq, a predicted model, not a curated record